Molecule: messenger RNA, 2013 nt
Organism: Procambarus clarkii (red swamp crayfish)
Lineage: Eukaryota; Metazoa; Arthropoda; Malacostraca; Decapoda; Cambaridae
Source: RefSeq, a predicted model, not a curated record
AUGGAGGAAGAUCUUGAAAGAUGUCUACGAACUUUGGCCAAUGGAGAGAAAGCUUUUAGAACAUUACAGAGUGGUUAUAAUAUCAGCAGAAAAAUCAAUUGGCUGCCGGCUAGAGAAGCAGACGACGAACAACAUGGUGUUGGACAGCAGGAGUCUGCUGGUGUUGGACAGCAGGAGUCUGCUGGUGUUGAACAGCAGGAGUCUGCUGGUGUAAGACAGCAGGAGUCUGCUGGUGUAAGACAGCAGGAGUCUGCUGGUGUUGGACAGCAGGAGUCUGCUGGUCAGGAGUCUGCUGGUGUAAGACAGCAGGAGUCUGCUGGUGUAAGACAGCAGGAGUCUGCUGGUGUUGGACAGCAGGAGUCUGCUGGUGUAAGACAGCAGGAGUCUGCUGGUGUAAGACAGCAGGAGUCUGCUGGUGUUGGACAGCAGGAGUCUGCUGGUGUAAGACAGCAGGAGUCUGCUGGUGUAAGACAGCAGGAGUCUGCUGGUGCUAGACAGCAGGAGUCUGCUAGACAGCAGGAGUCUGUUGGUGUAAGACAGCAGGAGUCUGCUGGUGUUGGACAGCAGGAGUCUGCUGGUGUAAGACAGCAGGAGUCUGCUGGUCAGGAGUCUGCUGGUGCUAGACAGCAGGAGUCUGCUGGUGUAAGACAGCAGGAGUCUGCUGGUGUUGGACAGCAGGAGUCUGCUGGUGUAAGACAGCAGGAGUCUGCUGGUGUUGGACAGCAGGAGUCUGCUAGACAGCAGGAGUCUGCUGGUGUUAGACAGCAGGAGUCUGCUGGUUUAAGACAGCAGGAGUCUGCUGGUGCUAGACAGCAGGAGUCUGCUAGACAGCAGGAGUCUGCUGGUGUUGGACAGCAGGAGUCUGCUGGUGUUAGACAGCAGGAGUCUGCUGGUUUAAGACAGCAGGAGUCUGCUGGUGCUAGACAGCAGGAGUCUGCUAGACAGCAGGAGUCUGCUAGACAGCAGGAGUCUGCUGGUGUUGGACAGCAGGAGUCUGCUGGUGCUAGACAGCAGGAGUCUGCUAGACAGCAGGAGUCUGCUAGACAGCAGGAGUCUGCUGGUGUUGGACAGCAGGAGUCUGCUGGUGUUGGACAGCAGGAGUCUGCUGGUGUUGGACAGCAGGAGUCUGCUGGUGUAAGACAGCAGGAGUCUGCUGGUGUUGGACAGCAGGAGUCUGCUGGUGUUGGACAGCAGGAGUCUGCUGGUGUAAGACAGCAGGAGUCUGCUGGUGUUGGACAGCAGGAGUCUGCUAGACAGCAGGAGUCUGCUGGUGUAAGACAGCAGGAGUCUGCUGGUGUUGGACAGCAGGAGUCUGCUGGUGUUGGACAUCAGGAGUCUGCUAGACAGCAGGAGUCUGCUGGUGUUGGACAGCAGGAGUCUGCUGGUGUAAGACAGCAGGAGUCUGCUGGUGUUGGACAGCAGGAGUCUGCUGGUGUUGGACAGCAGGAGUCUGCUAGACAGCAGGAGUCUGCUGGUGUAAGACAGCAGGAGUCUGCUGGUGUUGGACAGCAGGAGUCUGCUGGUGCUAGACAGCAGGAGUCUGCUGGUGUAAGACAGCAGGAGUCUGCUGGUGUUGGACAGCAGGAGUCUGCUGGUGCUAGACAGCAGGAGUCUGCUGGUGUAAGACAGCAGGAGUCUGCUGAUGUUGGACAGCAGGAGUCUGCUGGUGCUAGACAGCAGGAGUCUGCUGGUGUAAGACAGCAGGAGUCUGCUGGUGUUGGACAGCAGGAGUCUGCUGGUGCUAGACAGCAGGAGUCUGCUGGUGUAAGACAGCAGGAGUCUGCUGGUGUUGGACAGCAGGAGUCUGCUGGUGCUAGACAGCAGGAGUCUGCUGGUGUAAGACAGCAGGAGUCUGCUGGUGCUAGACAGCAGGAGUCUGCUGGUGUAAGACAGCAGGAGUCUGCUGGUGCUAGACAGCAGGAGUCUGCUAGACAGCAGGAGUCUGCUAGACAGCAGGAGUCUGCUCCAUCUAGCAGUCUGCUAGAAGGGGCAGAGUCUGCUUCUUCUAGCUAG